AUGUUUCAUCUUUUGCUGCUCUUAGGGUUCUGCAGUACUGGGAUCUGUUUUUCUCGUCAGUAUCACUUCAUUAAAGAGAAUAAAACUUGGGCUGAAGCACAGAGAUACUGCAGAGAGAAUUAUGUUGACUUAGCCAGUAUUGAUAAUGCUAAAGAAGAGCUGGAUCUUAUUAAAAUGACAGAUAUCAGGAAUAGCACAAAAACCUGGAUAGGACUAUAUGAUGAUCUGAACAGCUGGAAAUGGUCUCUGGAUGAUGAUUCUUUCUACAAAGAUGGAGAGAAAAGCUUUAGAAACUGGUAUAUAAUGAAACCAAGCAACUGGAAUGGAAAAAGUUUGUGUGCAUCAAUGGGGGGUUAUAAUGGAGUAUGGCAGGCGGUGUAUUGCUCUACGACCCUUCAAUUCAUUUGCUUUGAUGGUGAAAUAAAUGGCAGUGAAAGAUACGUCCUAGUUAAUGAGCUCAUGACCUGGACUGAAGCUCAAAGAUACUGCAGAGAACAUCACACUGAUCUGGCCAGUGUAAGAAGUGAAGCUGAGGACCAGAAGAUAAGACUGUUAUAUAAUACUUAUAAUUUCUAUAACUCUCUUUGGAUCGGCCUGUACAGAACCAGGUCUUGGUCGGAUAGAAGCAACUCUUCUUUCAGCUACUGGAAACCUGGACAGCCAGAUAAUUAUGAUCAGAAUGAAUACUGUACUGCUGUGUCUUUUAAUAUUACCGAUUCUGGGAAAUGGACAGAUGAAAACUGCAAUCAAACGAUUCCAUUCUUCUGCUAUAGAACAAUGUCAUCAACAUCCUCCCGUGUGUAUUAUUUCGUUACCAAGAAUAAGACCUGGACUGAAGCACAGAUGUACUGCCGAGAGAAUUACACUGACCUGGCUACCAUUGAGAACAUGGGAGAAAUGAACAAGCUCCUUAAUGCAGUAAAUAAUAGCUACUCAGGUUUGGCCUGGAUUGGAUUAUAUGAUGAUCCGGACAGCUGGAGAUGGUCUUUGGAUGAUGAGGGCUUCUACAGUGAAGGAGAAAUGAUGUUCACUGGGUGGUACCAUGAACCUAAUAACUACAACGGAAAAGAGCUGUGUGUGUUUAUUCUUUCGGACGGGAAAUGGGCUGAUGGAGAUUGUAGCAAUUAUAUGACUUUUAUUUGCUAUGACGGAAGAAAUGUAACAGAAGGUUACAUCUGGGUUAACCAGUAUAUGUCCUGGGCAGAAGCGCAGCAUUACUGCAGGCAGCGUUACACAGACCUGGCCAGUGUGAGGAAUCAAGCAGACAAUAAAAAAUUCCUCAACCUCACAGGUGGUUCUUCUGCUUGGAUUGGCUUAUACAGGACCAGACUCUGGUCAGACCAGCACGAGUCUACCUAUGAAAACUGGAGACCAGCCAGCCCAUAUAUUCCAGAACAACCAGACAAUGGAUUAUAUGUUUUUUGGGAACAGGGCAAUCAGCAUUGCACAGCUGUAUCACUUGGAGAUUCUGGGCUGUGGACAGAUGAGGAUUGUUUAGCCACACUUCCUUUUAUCUGCUAUAACAAAUUCUGCACAGGAUCAUUAUGCACCCAUCAGUAUCACCUGGUUACUGAUAAUAAGACCUGGACUGAAGCCCAGACUUACUGCAGAGUGAAUUAUACUGACCUGGCCACCAUUACUAACAUGGAGGAUAUAGGAAGGCUGCUUGACACAGUACAUGCCACCUACUCUGGUUUAGCCUGGAUCGGACUGUAUGAUGAUCUGAACAGCUGGAAAUGGUCUCUGGAUGAUGAUCUUUUGUACAAGGAGAGAGAAAGAAGCUUUAGUAACUGGUAUAUAGGCAAACCGAUGCAUUGGUUUGGACAUAGUAUGUGUGUAUACUUUUCAGGUUUUGAUGCAACAUGGUGGGAAGCACCUUGUUAUUACAUGAUGCCAUUCAUUUGCUUUGAUGGAAGGAGAAAUGCUACUGAACGCUAUAUCUUUGUUCAUCAGUACUUGAGCUGGACUGAUGCUCAGAGGUAUUGCAAAGAAAUAUACACAGACCUGAUCAGCGUAAGGAACAAGGCUGAGAACGAUAGAAUAAGAUCAUUACUCCAUCAUUAUUAUUUGUACAAUGUAUGGAUCGGCCUAUACAGAACAUCGUACUGGUCAGAUAAGAGCAACUCCUCUUUUAGCAACUGGAAUCCAGGACAGCCUGAUAAUUCCGGACAGAACGAACACUGUACUGCUUUUCUUACUAAGUCUGGGACAUGGACGGAUGAAAUCUGUGGUAAAACCUUUCCGUUCUUCUGCUACAGAACAACAUCAUUCGUCCCUCAUGAGUACCACUUUAUUAAUAAAAAUAAGACCUGGACUGAAGCACAGAGAUACUGCAGAGAGAAUUACACUGAUCUGGCUACUACUGAUAACAUGGAGGACGUGAACACACUCCUUAACACAGUAAAUGGCAGCUACUUAGGUUUAGCCUGGAUUGGACUGUAUGGUGAUCUGGGCAGCUGGAGAUGGUCUUUAGAUGAUGAUACCUUCUAUAAGGAGGGUGAAAGAGACUUCAGAGGAUGGUAUCAGGAGCCAAAUAACUACAAUGGAAAAGAACUGUGUGUUUCCAUGCGCUACACAGGGGAAUGGUUUGAUCAGCAGUGUACACAGAUUUUGGGAUUUGUUUGCUAUAAUGGUACAAACAACGAGUAUGUGUGGGUUUAUCUGAGAAAGACUUGGCAAGAAGCUCAGAGUUUCUGUAGAGCUUAUCAUACAGACUUGGCCAGUGUGAGGAAUGAAACAGAACUUCGGAGUAUACUGAGCGUAAUGCAGGGCGACUACGCAGUAUGGAUAGGUCUGUAUAGGAGCCGACUGUGGUCAGAUCACAGCAACUCAACUUUUACAUACUGGAGACCAGAAAUUCAAGGAUACUAUAUAUCCGAACCGGAUAAUGGUUUGUAUGUCUAUGGCCUGCCUGGAAGCCAACAAUGCACAUCGAUGGAUUCUACUGGCAAAUGGACCGAUGAAAACUGCUUCGAAAUUUUCCCUUUCCUUUGCUACAGUGCUUUUAUAACAGGUGUUGUGAUAGGACUGCAAAUAAAAAUUAAAGUUCAAGGAAACAUGCAGGAAUCUCAGGUUAAAGAGUUGGUGUUGAUGCAAUUUCAACAAGAAUUUAUCAGACUAGGGAUGUCAAAGAACAUCAAAAUGAGAGUGAGAAACAUCCGUAAGAUCGGCCCAUGAAAGAGGGAAAUAUCAUUUAUUGCUUCCUUUAUUCUUUCCUUCAUUUAUUUCAUUUAUUCAUUUGGAACUGGGUGUGAA
Molecule: messenger RNA, 3255 nt
Organism: Tachysurus vachellii
Lineage: Eukaryota; Metazoa; Chordata; Actinopteri; Siluriformes; Bagridae
Product: C-type mannose receptor 2-like
Exons: 11
Coding region: 1-3177 (1058 amino acids)
Source: RefSeq, a predicted model, not a curated record